Messenger RNA from Penicillium manginii, 3510 nucleotides. Its product is annotated as putative RNA binding protein Jsn1. NCBI's taxonomy places the organism in Eukaryota, Fungi, Ascomycota, Eurotiomycetes, Eurotiales, Aspergillaceae. Gene Ontology annotation, molecular function: RNA binding. The record is from RefSeq and is a predicted model, not a curated record. The transcript is spliced from 4 exons. Bases 1 to 3510 code for a protein of 1169 amino acids.
AUGUUACCGGUUUCGCGCCCCGAUAGCCAGAUGAAUUAUAACUACAUCCCCACCUCCCAACCCUUGUCGGGUUCCUCGACAGGGCGGAGUUCUCCCAGCGACAUGCCUGGGUCUGGCGCCUCCAAAUCACCUUUCGGACCGUCCGGCUCGAUCGGUUCUGCGAGGCUUGGGGCUGGAUCCCCUUCCCACGAACUGGGAACUCGUCUAUACCCGAAGCGUGCCCGCGAGAUUCAAGCCCAAGAAGGUGUUUCUCCCAGCAUUUGGGGUCCUCCCACCAGUGGUCACUCAACCCCACUUCGCGAAAACAUCCCUGAGUCGCCCAGCCAGGAUAGCUUCCCGGACUUGAUCCCGACUACCAGUGGCCAAAUGUCUGGCUCUGGACGCCGAGCACGAGCAGGCACUGUCCCUUCCCGUUUCCCUCCCAUGACCACACUCAACGAGAUGGAGCUUCAACAGCCGUACAUAUCGCAGACCUCCCGACCCACCCCCUCCACCAGCCCGUUCAGACCCCCAGGUGUAUCCGGUAUUGAUACUGGUGUUCAAGUCACGACCUCUGCCGGUGCGCCCAACCCGGCCAUGAUUUCACGUCUUCGAGCUGGCUCGAUGCCUCAACGGAGCAGUCUGUUGGGUGGAGGCGGUCCUUUUGGUCCGUCCUUGUUCUCUACCAACUGGUCAACUGGCCGCGAACGAGCCACCACCUUGACCAGCAUUCGGUCCUCCGAAGGCCCGACUUCGCCAAGCCAGUCAUCCUUCUCGAGGGACGGCCUGACCGACUCGGAUGUGAAGACCCUAGAUUACUUGGGUCUCGCGGAGACUCCCCAGCAGGCGAGGGCGACUCUUGCGCGGCCAUCAAUGGAGGCUCUUAUGCAACAGCAACAGCAACAGCAGCAGGCAUCUGCUCUGCCGCCGCUCCUGGCUGAGCUGGCGAUGAUGAAGAAUAAUAAUCGAUUCCGAUCAUACUCAGUGAACGCGAAGGAAAAAUACGCCGAUGACGAGGACCUGGAGUAUGAGAGCCGUUACUCUCAACUUCCUUCGGGCACACUCACCCCCUCUGCCGCUGCGACGGCUGCCCAACUUGCUGCCACUCAGGCGCAAAUCCACCAACACAACUUGGCUGUGCAGGCCUUUACUAGCCAUGCGAGCAUUAGCCGACCUCGUGCGCGCACUGCUGGCAUUUUGGAGGCUCCCCCUCAACGAGCAUCUAUCCGAAACUACCUUGCUACCCCAUCCCGCCUCGGUGAUAAUCCCUUCAGUGCUGCCGAUCUCCCUAUUUCGGAGAAUGGCGAAUACGAUGAGUUGUCCGAUGCGGUUCAAAUGAUGCGCCUCGGAGCUGGUGGCCCCGGUGUGGGACGGCCCGACUCGUGCCUGUGGAUUGGAAGUAUUCCUGUUUCAACGACGGUGACCUCUCUCGAGGCCAUUUUUGGCAUGUACGGAAAAAUCGAGUCCACGCGCGUGCUCACUCACAAGAACUGCGGUUUUGUCAACUUCGAGCGUAUCGAGAGUGCUGUUCAGGCCAAGUCGCUUCUCAAUGGCAAGGAAAUCUUCCCAGGUGCUGGCCCUGUUCGAAUUGGCUAUGCCAAGGUCCCCGGUGCUUCUGCUGCUGGAACCCCUGGUGCCAACGGCAUCCAGUCUUCGCCCACUCCCGACCCAACCUUCAAAUCCAAGCUUGGUUCCGACAACGUCGACCAGGCGAAUAAUAUCGGCACCGUGCCACAUAUCGCUGAUCUUUCUGAGCUUUUGCCUGAGAUGGUGGAGAUGGUCAAGGAAUUUGGAGCUAGUGAUGAUGACACCCUGAAAAUCACCAACAGUAUCCAGAAGUCCAUUGCAUUCCAGGCCUUUGAGGAUGAAAUCCCACCGAUCCCAGAGCCCAGCCAGACUCGCAUGUUUGAUGCACCCCGUCUACGUGAUAUUCGCAAGCGCAUUGACAACGGCGCUUGCUCGAUCCAAGAGAUCGAAGAAACUGCCGGCGCCAUGCUGCCAGAAAUUGCCGAGUUAGCCUCUGAUUACCUCGGCAACACUGUCGUUCAGAAGUUGUUCGAGUUCUGCUCUGAGGCUACCAAGGAGCAGAUGCUGGAACAGAUCUCCCGUCACCUUGCUGAAAUUGGUGUCCACAAGAACGGAACUUGGGCCGCGCAAAAGAUCAUCGAUGUCGCAAAGAGCCCGGCUCAGAUGAAUAUGAUUGUGGAUGCUCUCCGUCCCUAUUGUGUCCCGCUUUUCUUGGAUCAGUACGGAAACUACGUGCUGCAAUGCUGUCUGCGAUUUGGCACCCCGUUCAACGAUUUCAUCUUUGAGGCCAUGCUGAGCCGCAUGUGGGAGGUUUCUCAAGGUCGCUUUGGCGCCCGCGCGAUGCGGGCCUGUCUGGAAAGCCAUCAUGCAUCAAAGGAUCAACAACGAACACUUGCCGCCGCUAUUGCCCUCCACAGCGUCCAGUUGGCUACCAACGCCAAUGGCGCUCUACUCCUCACCUGGUUCCUCGACACAUGUACCUUCCCCCGUCGUCGUACUGUUCUUGCGCCAAGACUUGUUCCUCACCUGGUACACCUGUGUACUCACAAGGUUGCUUACCUCACUGUUCUCAAGGUUAUCAACCAGCGGAACGAGCCCGAGGCCCGGGAUAUCGUCCUCAAGGCCCUUUUCUUCAGCCCAGGUGAUGAAGUGUUGGAACAGAUCCUGAGCGACCAGACCUCUGGUGCGACUUUGAUCUUCAAGGUUUUGACUACUCCAUUCUUCGACGAGUCCAUGCGCGCGGAGGUGGUUAAGAACGUCUCUAAGGUUUUGACCAAAUUGAAGGCUUCCCCAAGCCAGGGAUACAAGCGCCUUAUGGACGAGGUGGGUCUCUCCUCUCGUGGCAGCGGACGUGAACACCAUAGCCGUGAUCACGGUGCCAGCCACUCCUCCACCCCCGAGAAGUCGCAACACCGCCAGUCUUCCCGCCACGGCAGCCAAAACUUCCCCACCCAGCCGACUCUGGAGCGACAGUACAGCGGGCAGUUCUCUACUGGCAUGAUUGGCCAAGAUGGCUCACGUCCAAUGUCCUCCGACCAAAACAACGGUCCACCACUUGAUCCGUAUGCCAGCAACGGCAUCAAUGGGUUUGGAAGCUCUCUGAACGGCCUCGGUGGCGUCAACGGCGGCUUCCCCCAGGAUCCCAACAUGUCUCUCUCCCAGCAGCAACAACAACUUCAGUACCAAAGCUACAUUGCUGCACAGAGUCGUGGCGUGUCUCCCGGUGGAAUGUACCAGGGUAUGCCUGGUGCCAAUUACGGUUACCCAGGCGGAUCACCUUCUGUCGAGAACCUGCGUUCACUGCAGACUCAGCAGGCCCCUCUAUCCGCAGCUCCGGGCCAGAUGAGCCCCGGCGGUCCUAUUCUCGGCCAGUCAAAUUAUGCCCCGCAGCAGUUCAGCCCAGUUGUCAACCCUGCCCAGAUGUACCAAUAUCCUCCGCAGUACUACGCCCAGGCACAGCCAGUGCAGGGGCAGUCUGGUGGAGGCCGACGUGGUCGGCGCUGA